Messenger RNA from Trichoderma citrinoviride, 1630 nucleotides. Its product is annotated as glycoside hydrolase family 79 protein. The coding region runs from base 1 to 1629 and encodes 542 amino acids. The record is from RefSeq and is a predicted model, not a curated record. NCBI's taxonomy places the organism in Eukaryota, Fungi, Ascomycota, Sordariomycetes, Hypocreales, Hypocreaceae. The transcript has 4 exons.
AUGUUGACACAAAGCGCCCUUGUUGCCCUGCUCGGCGCCGCUUCCUCUGUCUCGGCUCAAGUGUAUACCGUGCCCUCUCAGCCCAAUCCCAAGGGCGAGCCCCUCGAUGGCUUCGUGAGCUACUCAAUUGAGUUCUCUUCCUUUCCCGAGUUUGCCGGUAACAAGUCGUCUCCCAACUUGUUCUCCUACAACCUCAUCAACAACCUCGGGGCUCUCUCCGGAUCCAAGCCGUAUAUUCGUGUCGGCGGCAACACUCAAGACUACGCCCUCUACAACGCGUCUCAAAAGACAGCCCUCGUCGGGAUCGUCGACCCCAGCAGAUCCCCCGACUACCCAACCACCAUCCACAUCGGACCAUCGUACUUUGAGUCCUACGCCACCUGGCCCGGCGUCAAGUUCUCUCACGGCUUCAACCUCGGGCUGGGCGCCAACAGAUCGGAGGGAUGGCAGACCCUCUCCGACACGGUCCCCCUGGCUUGCAAGGCCCUCAGCCACGGAAACCUGUACACGUGGGAGUACGGCAACGAGCCCGACCUCUACUCCACGUCGGCUCAGGGCCCCGUGCGACCGUCGAACUGGAACGAGAGCACCUAUGUCUGGCAGUGGCUCAACGGCACGGCCGAGAUCAAGAAACAGGUCCUCAAGCACUGCCCUGCUCUGGCCCUCUUUGGGGAGCCGACGUUCAUGGCCCCGUCGUUUGCCGGCACGGGCAACCACCUCAAGGCCGUUCCCACGUUCCAGGACGGACUUGACAAGAACAAGAACAUUGAGUACUUUUCAACCCACAACUACAUCAGCGGCGCCACGUCUCCCGGCGUCACCCUGCAGGGCACCCUCAUGAACCACAGCAGGACCGUCAGCUCAGUCGAGGGCCACCUCCCCGAGUAUGACGCCAUCUUCACCACCGCCGAGGCGCAAAAGACGACGCCCCUGAUCUUUGGCGAGUGCAACUCCCUCUACAACCAGGGCAGACCCGGCCUGUCCAACACCUUUGGGGCCGCGCUUUGGGGCAUCGACUUUAACCUCUAUGCGGCGUCGGUUGGCUUCAAGCGCGUCCACAUGCACAUGGGCACCAACUAUCGUUACCAAGCUUGGCAGCCCGUCGAGACGGACCUGGCCUCCAGAGGUACCAAGGCCCCCUACUACGGCAGCAUCACCGUCGCCGCCACGCUGGGCAACUCGGCCCUCCUCCCCGUCAGCAUCACCAACCUCCCCCUGCCUGAUGCCCGCGAAGCCGCCUACGCAGCGCACUACUCCAGCGGCCUCCUCAAGGGCCACCUCGCCCGCAUCACCGUCCUCAACAUGCGCGGCUACAACACCACCGUCGACGGCCAGGGCCUCGAGCCCGUCCCCAACCCGCCUCCCCGGCCCAGCCAGAAGUACACGUUUGCCGUGAGCGGCGUGCACAACGGGGCGCGUGUCGGGGUGCAGCGGCUGUUGGCCAACGGCAGCGAUGCCAUCACCGGAAUCACGUUUGAUGGAUGGAGCUAUAACUAUGAGCUGGACAAGGGGAAGCCGGUGAGGCUGCAUAAUGUGACGAUGGGGGAGACGGCGGUUGUCCAGGAUGGGCGGGUCACGGUUGAUGUGCCGGAUUCGUCGGCGGUGCUGCUCAGCUUUCCGCUUUUGUAAG